Messenger RNA from Labeo rohita (rohu), 2382 nucleotides. RefSeq lists its product as uncharacterized. The record is from RefSeq and is a predicted model, not a curated record. Lineage: Eukaryota; Metazoa; Chordata; Actinopteri; Cypriniformes; Cyprinidae. The transcript has 13 exons. The coding region runs from base 620 to 1639 and encodes 339 amino acids.
GUACUUUUCCAUGUGCUAGUUUCUCCAUCACAACUUCAUGCACUAGCUACCAAUAUCCUGAUUUUAAUAUGCAGAGGCUUGAGGACCUUCUACAGGAAAGUGUUGAUGGGCAAGAUUUUGCUAAGCAGCCACCACUGUCCAGCUGGUGUCAAAGGCAGAAAGAUGUCCAACAGUGUUGGCAACAGGCGAGGCCACAAAACCUUGCCAACUUAUUGUCAGCUGAGAAUGUCAUCCAGAUAAAAUGUAACCACUGUCACGUGAGAGAAGCAGUCAUCCGUUGUGGGGAAUGUUUGCCCUCAGAGUGGUUUUGUGCAGAGUGUGAUCAGUUGAUACAUAAACACCACACUCUGCACAAUAGGCAAACCACCAUGCACGGCUUCUAUAAAUACAUUCCCCCAACAGAGUUUGUGAAACUACAUGAUGACAAGCACAUCAUCUGUGAACAAGAUUGUUUGCUGCCAACAGCCUUUCCUCAAAAGAUUUGCUCCUGUGACACUAGUGAUGUUGCAAUCUCUGCCGUUAUAAUCUUCACGUUCCAGUGCUAACAUGCAAACAUUGCAAAAAGCAAUGGGCUCCAGAAGUCAGUGACUUUGCAAGGAGUGGUUACUGGCCUGCCACCAUGCAAGCACAAACGCUGUUUCACCAAGAUCUGUUCCAUUCCUUUGAAGCUAUGAAGACUGCAGCUCCAGGAAUGUCAGUGAAAGCCUUCACAGCAAUGUUGGACCAGAGAACAAAGCAAUUUGGAAGAACUGGCAAAGUGAAUGCAGAUGCUUUUCAGAGGAGCUUUCUGCAAUAUGUGUACUGCAACACUGAAGUGAACCAACUUCUGGGAAAGGAGCCAUUUGUCUGUCCAGCCUGUAGCCCUGAAAUGGUGGCAGUUUCAGUGGAUGGCAACAGAAAACUCUACAGGUUCCAGAAAACAAACCAGAAUGAAGACCCAGGAUUCUUUGAUGGAGUGUUUUUAGCCCAAGACUCUGAGGUGUCCAAUUUUGUUGAGGAAGUCCGUGUGGCUGUCAAGAGUACUGCAGGAAAAGCGACGUGUGGGGAAUCCCACUGGACUGCAACAAGAGAGACCUCAAAGCAGGCAAACAAGUUGGAUGAAGAAGGUGUAGAAAUUGCUGUGUGCAGGCAUGGAUUCCUCCUCAGAGUAAGAACUGAUAUGCUUACUGUCCACGCUAUUGGGUGGAAUCAGCGUAAAGAGAAUGGCCUUCACAUUGCCUUGUCUUCAAGAUUCAAAAAGACAGUAGAAAAGACAUUGGAAGUAACAGGGAGCCUAAAGAAGAUGCAGGACCAGUUGCAUUGCUGUGAUGACAUGCUGAAACAGUGGGUUGUUGAUGUCAAGCAGUGGGCCAGUAGCGGAAAUGCAGCAACCAGUCCUGUUGAUGCUCGUGGUUUGCAGAUUUCCAUCGAAGCACUCUUUGUGAGCAUUUGUCAGAAGAAGCACUACCUAUACAGACAGAAUGAUCGCAACAAAAGGCGUCAGAAGAUUAGUCAGAAGAUUGCCCAAGAAAAGAAACGCUUGCUAGAAGAGAUCCAGAGAUACAACCAACAUCCUGAUGGUGACCCUGUGGACACAAAGUCAGUUGUGCAGAAACUCUCCAGACGGUGUCGACAUUAUCACCAAGAAGAAGCUUUUUGACCAACUAAUGCUUGUCUCACGACUGACAGAAGAAAAGCAGAUCCUUGUGAAGGAGAUGAUGCAGCACUGUCAGUACCUUAAGGACUCAGUAGCAAAGGUCCAGUCGAUGAUGGCCACUGUUUCAGUGUGCACACAAACAGGAAGCUAUCCGAAUGGAUUCACAGAAGAGGGGUCCAAGGGCCUUAUCAGUCUACUAAAGAGAAAACUGCAUGACCUCAGAUUAAACAGCAGACUGUAGCAUGCACGUACAGAGGCGUUUCUCGAACCAACUCCUAGGCUGGUGGAAGAGGAGGAAGGGGAAAUGGACUGGCAACAUGACAUCAGCUCUGACGAUGAGGAUGAGGAUGAAGAUGAUGAUGCAGAGGUGGGACUUAAGUCAGACUGAAGUCACAGUUGUAAUUGCUUUUUCUUUGACUUGUACUUUGAUGACUUGAAAAGGUCUCUAAAGUCUUGACAAAAGAUCCCAUGUUUUUGUAAAUGAGUUAGAUUGAAAGUGAUGAGAUUGGUUCCAGCAGACACCAGAAUUUAAAUCAAAUUGACUUUAUUGAAGUUGAAACUGAUUAUAGAAACAUGCAUUUUCUUACUUGGUUUGUAAUACAUACAUGUUUUACACUGCUGUAAUUAUCAGUAGCCAUACCCAGAUUUUAGUAAUGUUUUUGUUGUGCAAAAACCUUGUAUCUCCCAUUUUGUUCUUUUGAACUGAUAGUUUGCAGGAUCCUCAAUGCUGUACACUUUCUCUCACA